AUGGUUAGCAAUCUACCUACAAAUGGAUCCCCUCGUUUUGGCUAUGGUACAAUGAUGGUGAGAUCAAGUGUUGCAGAACACAGAAGGACCAGACAAGUUCUGAAUAUAAUCGCAAGGGUAUCCAAAGAUGAAUCUUUCAUGGAACUUUAUGAACCAAAUUUGACAAUAGUUCAAUCUUCCUUGGAGCCCAUGUUUUUUGAGGUAGAGCUAAAAGAUGAGGAACCCAAUGUUGAAUUACACUUGAAUAACUGCUGGAUGACUUGGUCUUCAGACUUUGAAAGCACCUCACAAUGGAACAUUACUGUGGAUGGGCAAGUAGAAGUAGCUUAA
This is a messenger RNA of Chelonoidis abingdonii (Abingdon island giant tortoise), 330 nucleotides long. NCBI's taxonomy places the organism in Eukaryota, Metazoa, Chordata, Testudines, Testudinidae. The record is from RefSeq and is a predicted model, not a curated record.